Messenger RNA from Aricia agestis (brown argus), 2331 nucleotides. RefSeq names its product COUP transcription factor 2-like (gene svp). Gene Ontology annotation, biological process: regulation of transcription by RNA polymerase II; anatomical structure development; cell differentiation. NCBI's taxonomy places the organism in Eukaryota, Metazoa, Arthropoda, Insecta, Lepidoptera, Lycaenidae. The record is from RefSeq and is a predicted model, not a curated record. Gene Ontology annotation, molecular function: nuclear receptor activity; zinc ion binding; RNA polymerase II cis-regulatory region sequence-specific DNA binding.
AUGGAGCGCAGCAUGUUAGGUGUAAGACUAGCUGACCGAAUAAAAAAUAGCACGCUGCGCUCCAAAACAGGUAUUAAAGACGUCGGCAUGAAAGCUGCAAAAUUAAAGUGGGACUGGGCGGGUCAUACCAGCCGCAUGCAUCCUGACCGUUGGGCAAAGAUUACCACAGAGAACCAGUACCAGUGGACGGACGACGCCGCCGUGGACGGCCUCCAAAAAGAUGGCGAGAUGAACUGGCUGUCUACAAGCCAGGCUGGCCUGCCGCGGUGGCGGGCACGGCGGGUCGCGGUGGCGGGGCCUUCGCUCCCUGCCCCCGGGCCACCGGGCCAAUGGCGGCGCGCCGCGGCCUGCCCCGACCCGGGCUCAGUCGCGACUCAGCCGCGACCCUUGACACGCGCGCCGCUUUCCCCCGCGAGCGCCACCGCCACCAUCACGCACGGAGCGCUAGUGUACGGCGGCGUCGCGGGCCCCGGGCUCUGCCCGCCGCGAGGCCCCGACCUGCCGCCCCUCGAGCUCGGCUUCCGCGGCUCCUGGCGCGAGGACGAGCUGCUGCCGUCCACGCCGGCCAGCCAGGCCGCCUCCACGCAGAGCGGAUCCUCCGUCACCGACAAGGGCCAGAACGUGGAGUGCGUGGUCUGCGGGGACAAGUCCUCCGGGAAGCACUACGGGCAAUUCACGUGCGAGGGCUGCAAAUCGUUUUUCAAGAGAUCCGUGCGACGAAACCUGACGUACUCCUGUAGAGGGAAUAGGAAUUGUCCCAUCGACCAGCACCAUAGAAACCAGUGCCAAUACUGCCGCUUGAGGAAAUGUCUCAAAAUGGGCAUGAGGAGAGAAGCUGUCCAAAGAGGUAGGGUGCCGCCGUCGCAGCCACCGGGCCUGGCGCUACCCGGCCAGUUCGGUCUGGCCAACGGCGACCCUGGCGCCGGCCUGAACACACACCCCUACCUCUCCUCCUACAUUAGCCUGCUCCUCCGAGCGGAACCUUACCCUACGUCGCGAUACGGCCAGUGCGUCCAAUCUACCAACGUGAUGGGCAUCGACAACAUUUGCGAGCUGGCUGCGAGACUACUCUUCUCCGCCGUGGAAUGGGCCCGAAACAUCCCCUUCUUCCCCGAACUCCAAGUGACGGACCAGGUCGCGUUACUCCGGCUAGUCUGGUCGGAGCUGUUCGUCCUCAACGCGUCGCAGUGCUCCAUGCCGCUGCACGUGGCCCCCCUCCUGGCGGCUGCGGGCCUCCACGCCUCACCGAUGGCGGCGGACCGCGUGGUCGCCUUCAUGGACCACAUCCGCAUCUUCCAGGAGCAGGUGGAGAAGCUGAAGGCGCUCCACGUGGACUCCGCGGAGUACUCCUGUCUGAAGGCCAUCGUCCUAUUCACGACAGACGCGUGCGGCCUUUCCGACGUGGCGCACAUAGAGAGUCUCCAGGAGAAGUCCCAGUGUGCUUUAGAAGAGUACUGUCGAACGCAGUACCCCAACCAACCCACCCGGUUCGGCAAGCUGCUCCUCCGGCUACCCUCGCUUCGAACAGUCAGCUCUCAAGUCAUAGAACAGCUGUUCUUCGUCAGGCUAGUGGGCAAAACGCCCAUCGAGACCCUAAUAAGGGAUAUGCUGCUAUCGGGAAGCUCCUUCUCCUGGCCCUAUAUGGCGACCAUGUGACAUACGAUGUGGAGGCAGCUGGCCGCGUGAUCAGCGCCCUACCUCCCCUACCUCAUGUAUCGGGAGGAGGAGGCUGUGACGUCAUCCACGGAGGUCCAGGAGGAGUAUGGAAGGGAGUUUGACCCGUCCGCCUUCUUCCCCAAGACGUGCGACAAGGACCGCGAAUGCGACAAGGACCGCGAAUGUGACAAAUGAACUGUAGUGUUUUUGUUCCUCUGUAAUAUAGUAGUAGAUAAUUUAAUUGUAAAUAAUAAAAGAUUAUUGUAAUAUAUUUUAAUGUGAUAACGAAAGAGGCAUGUUUUCUACGCUCUGACUUUCUGACAAUAUUCUUCUUGUUGUUUUGGAUGUGUGAUAUCGCUUUUUGUAUCGUUAAGGGCCGAGGUACGUUACCUAAACAGCCCUUUACCCUGCCAUAUAAAUUACAGUUGCCCUAAACUUCGCCGCCCUAUCUCAGGCCCUUCGCAGAUAACGUUUACUGUAAAUUAAACACCGAAUCUAUACCGAAAUACCACAAAGCAUAUAAAAUGGUUUGUAAACAACUUAUCUAGGUACUUAUAUUAAAAGAAAAGUUAGGAAAAUGGGCAAUGCUUUGUUCUUUCUUAAAUACUUACUUAAAUAUCCCUCUCAGAGACGAAUAUUAAUUAAUUAACUGUAAUGAAGCAAAUAAAGAUUUUG